UCUCUCUCUCUAUCUUUCUCUCUCUACUUUAAUUUAACUUUGCCCGCCUGCCAUAGCAUCUUAUAGUUUUAUUUUAUUCCAACUCUCACAGAGAUCCCAUCUUGCAUAUAUCAUCCUAGUUUGUGCUGCUUAGGGUUUGAGCCAUAAUUAAGAAGCUUGCCCAUCCUCUCGGGUCUUCUCAUAAUUCAAUAUUGCUCGCUAAGACUCAUGCUCUCACUUUAGCCAGCUUUAACUGUUUCUGGGUUCCUUCUAAACAGAGUCAAACUCCAUAUAAACAAAAAAAACUCGAGAUGCUUCUGCAACAAAAGAUGGAUGAUGUAGAAAUUUCAAGUGGUUUCCGUCAUCCGAAUCCAACUGAUCAUCUUGCAUCUUCUAAUAAUAACCCUCCUGUUUUGAAGAGGAAGAGAAACCUCCCAGGAAAUCCAGAUCCUGAGGCAGAGGUCAUAGCCUUAUCGCCGAAGACUUUGAUGGCCACCAACAGAUUCUUGUGCGAAAUCUGUGGGAAAGGUUUCCAACGGGAUCAAAAUCUUCAGCUGCAUCGAAGAGGACACAAUCUUCCAUGGAAGCUGAAGCAGAGGACAAGCAAAGAACCAAGGAAGAGAGUGUAUGUUUGCCCUGAGAAGACGUGUGUCCACCACGACCCUUCAAGGGCACUGGGAGACUUAACAGGGAUAAAGAAGCACUUUUGCAGAAAGCAUGGUGAGAAGAAGUGGAAGUGCGAGAAGUGCUCAAAGCGAUAUGCUGUCCAGUCAGACUGGAAAGCCCACUCUAAGACCUGCGGCACCAGAGAAUACAAAUGUGAUUGCGGGACUAUCUUUUCACGGAGAGACAGUUUCAUAACCCACAGGGCAUUCUGCGACGCCUUGGCAGAAGAGACAGCAAGAGUUAAUGCAGAAUCUACAGUGAACAACUCUCUGCUGGGUUACAACAUCAUGGGAAAUUCCCAAGGGCAUGGCAUGACCCCACAUUUUCCUUCAAUUUUCCAGCCAAUCUCAAACACAGUUGCCGAAACAAAUCAUCAAGCACCCAUGGGGCUAUCUCUAUGGAUGGGUCCGACCCGAACUCAAGGCCCUCGAGCUCAUGACACAGUAGCCAAUAAUUUGAGCAGUAAUAUCAAUAAACCGUUUGAGAUUCAUCAACUCGGGUCAGUCAUCACUAGCUCAUCAUCAUCAGGAUCAAUACUAUACGGGAACAACCCGCUUGUUUCAUGGUCAAAUCCUCAGCCGAAUUGGGUGUUUGGGAGUAAUAACAAGAACGUUAGUCAUCAUCAAGAUCAGCUGAUCAGCGUUCCUUCCCUGUACAGCUCCCAACAUCAGCAAUCCCGUCAAACAUCGUCGGCAAACAUGUCGGCCACGGCUUUGUUGCAGAAAGCCACCCAAAUAGGGGCAACUUCAACCGACACGUCAUUCCUGGGAACCUUAGGGUUGAAAUGCAGCAGCAAUCAAGAAAAGGAUGGGAACAAAUUCUGCGGACUGUACGGUUCAGGUUCAGUAACGGUGAGUACCCUGGGAAGCGAGACAGAGAACCCAGCAAAACGCAGGAAAAGACAGCAGAAUGAAGAGAAUAAGGGGGGAGAGCAAACGAGGGAUUUUCUGGGCGUGGGCGUAGUCCAUUUGCCAUCCAGCUCCAAUGAACGGAUGGAUUUGAAGCAUAAGACGGGACGACAGAACAUUUUGAAAAUGGACUUAAAUGAAACACUAAAUACGAUGAUGCACAUCUAAUCUGAAGGGGUGGUGUCGUUGCAUAUGUAAUUAGUUGAAAGAGAUUAAGAUAUUUAGGGAAGGUGAUAAUGAUGAGUGGUUUGAGAAAGAAAAGGAGAAGGGUUGGAUGAAGAAUGAGGGAAAAGGUGUGGCGGGCGAAAAGCAAGGGGCACGCAUAUUCUUUCGAAUGCUGAAAGAUGGCCACUUCUACAAAGUGGGCAGCUUUUGGACCCCUUCGUCUCCACUGUGCCAACGUUACAAGUUUCCCUCUUCCACUUUCGUCAUUUGCAAAUUAAUCAUCCAUUUUUCUCAUUUAA
Prosopis cineraria is the source of this 2017-nucleotide messenger RNA. RefSeq names its product zinc finger protein NUTCRACKER-like. Gene Ontology annotation, molecular function: DNA-binding transcription factor activity. The record is from RefSeq and is a predicted model, not a curated record. Lineage: Eukaryota; Viridiplantae; Streptophyta; Magnoliopsida; Fabales; Fabaceae. Gene Ontology annotation, cellular component: nucleus.